This is a messenger RNA of Stereum hirsutum FP-91666 SS1, 3399 nucleotides long. RefSeq lists its product as uncharacterized. Gene Ontology annotation, molecular function: Glc3Man9GlcNAc2 oligosaccharide glucosidase activity. Gene Ontology annotation, biological process: protein N-linked glycosylation; oligosaccharide metabolic process. Gene Ontology annotation, cellular component: endoplasmic reticulum membrane. Bases 1 to 3399 code for a protein of 1132 amino acids. The transcript has 12 exons. The record is from RefSeq and is a predicted model, not a curated record. NCBI's taxonomy places the organism in Eukaryota, Fungi, Basidiomycota, Agaricomycetes, Russulales, Stereaceae.
AUGGCCGCAAGGAAAUUGCAGCAGUCCAUCUUCGCGUCGUCGUCACCGGCGUUGGGCUCAGAUUCACCCCCUCGCGCAGAAAAUCCCCUUAAAAUCAACAUACCCAAACCCGGUUCAUCUGCACCUCCCAACCCGCUACCUCAGACCAAACAGCCUGCGGCGACGGAUGCGUCUCCAAAAGCGAACCAAGAUGGAGACGAGGUGCUGUCGUAUAGAGACAGGCUGAAGAAGAAGCUAGGGGCGAAGUACGAAGGCGUAGAGCGCUAUCGUCUCGACCAGGAUGAGAAGAAGGAAAGACAUUGGAAGAGGUGGGGACCUUACCUCUCCGACAGACAAUGGGCUACCGUUCGCGAAGACUACUCCGCCGAUGGCAACGUCUGGGAAUCCUUCCCGCACGAACAAGCCCGCUCCCGCGCCUACCGCUGGGGCGAAGACGGAAUCGCCGGCAUCUCCGACAACCACCAACGUCUCUGCUUCGGCCUCUCCCUCUGGAACGGCGAAGACCGGAUGCUCAAAGAGCGGCACUUUGGCGUCGGCGGCCCGCAGGGGAACCACGGCGAGGACGUGAAGGAGCUGUAUUACUAUCUGGACUCGACGCCGACGCAUAGCUAUAUGAAGUUUUUGUAUAAGUAUACGCAGAGGGCGUAUCCGUAUGAGCAGCUUGUGGAGGAGAAUAGGAUGAGGAGUAGGGAGGUUGCAGAGUAUGAGAUUUUGGAUUCGGACGCGUUUGAGGAGGAUAGGUAUUGGGACGUUUUCGUCGAGUACGCAAAAGACGAAGACACGCCCGACAACGUCUACAUCCGCAUCACGGCAUACAACCGCGGUCCCGACCCCGCCACGCUGCAUAUCAUCCCCCAGCUCUGGUUCCCCAACUUCUGGUCCUGGCCCCUCCCCACGCCCAAAAAACCGAAAAUGAGCGCGACGGGCGAGAAUCGCAUCACGGCCGUGCACGAGAGCUUGGGCAAGGUGCAUCUGUAUUGUUUGCCGAGUCCGCCCCCGGUGGGACCGAAUGGGGAGCCGGUUCCUUCUGGCACGGAAGAGGGAGAGUCGGUGGAGCCGGAAUUGUUGUUCACGGAGAACAAUACGAAUUUCAAGAGACUCUGGGGCGUCCCGAACGAGACUGAAUUCGUGAAAGACGCGUUCCACGAUCAUAUUAUUCCUAACCAUAGACCACCCGGUCAAAAACUAGCGAACGGACAUUUUCAGACCGAGGGCGCGGAUAGGGGUGAAGCUGCGUCGGGCCAACCUUCGAAUGGACAUGCGAAUGCGAAUGGAGGAGGGACGGGAGAGGAUGGGUCGCCGGAGGGGAGCGAGAGGUCGACGCCGACGCCGAAUGGGAAUGCAAGGGGAGGAGGUUUCAAUUUCGUGAACCCAGAGAAGAAGGGGACGAAGGCUGCGGCUCAUUAUACGUUCGCGAACGUACCCGGGAACGGCGGCUGCGCCGUCGUCCGUCUCAAACUCGUGCCUUCCUCCUUCUCCGCGUCCACCUCCACCUCCACAUCCUCCUCCGCCCCCUCUUCCGUCUCUGCCUCCGGUCCCGAGUCGGAUCCUACGUUAGAAGAUGAAGGGUUGUUUGACGACGCGAUGGAGGAGCGCAGGCAGGAGGCGGACGAAUUUUAUGGGAAGUUGGUGUUGGGGCCCGUCAGCGAUGAUUUGAAGGCGAUUAUGAGGCAGGCGAUGGGUGGCAUGAUGUGGACGAAGCAGUAUUAUAGGUUUGUUUGUGAGGAGUGGUUGAAUGGGGAUAAGGCGCAGCCGCCGCCACCUUGGGAGAGGAAGGAGAAGACGCCUAAUAAGCAUUGGAAACAUUUGCAUGCGGCGGAUAUUCUUUCCAUGCCGGAUAAAUGGGAAUACCCCUACUUUGCCGCCUGGGACUCCGCCUUCCACUGCAUCCCGCUCGCGGCCAUCGACCCUGCCUUCGCGAAGAAACAGCUCGAUCUCCUGACCAGAGAAUGGUACAUGAAGCCGGACGGCCAGAUCCCUGCGUACGAGUGGAACUUUGGGGACGUGAACCCGCCGGUGCAUGCCUGGGCGACGUUUAGGGUGUUCAAGAUCGAGAGGAAGCUGUAUGGGAGGGAGGAUCUGCAGUUCUUGGAGAGGGUGUUUCAGAAGCUGUUGUUGAAUUUUACGUGGUGGGUUAACCGAAAGGACGAAGGCGGGAACAACGUGUUCGAGGGAGGGUUCCUUGGCUUGGAUAAUAUCGGAGUGUUUAAUCGUUCGGAGUCGUUGCCCACUGGUGGUCAGCUCAGACAGGCUGACGGGACGGCGUGGAUGGCGUUUUAUGCGUUGAAUAUGUUGAGCAUGGCACUCGAACUGGCGAAACAUAACCCCGUGUAUGAGGAUAUCGCCUCCAAGUUCUUCGAGCACUUCAUCUUCAUCGCCGACGCCAUGACCUUCUACCAAGGCACCGAGUCCACCCCUCUCUGGUCCGAAGACGAAGGCUUCUACUUCGACGCCAUCCAAUGGGGCCCCGGGAACGCCAUGCAACUCCCCGUCCGCUCCCUCGUCGGUCUCAUACCUCUCUACGCAACCCUCACUCUCGAGCCGUCCACGGUGAACCGUUUCCCCGGCUUCAAAAAGCGGAUGGAAUGGUUCAUCGACAACCGGCCCGAGAUGAGCGAGCGCAACAUGGCGAACAUGAAGACUCGCGGGAAGGGUGAGCGCUUCCUCCUCGCGCUGGCGAGCAAGGAGAGGCUGGUGAAGAUAUUGGAGAAGAUGUUGGACGAGGGAGAGUUCUUGAGCGAGCAUGGGAUCAGGAGUCUGAGUAAGAAGCAUAAGGAGCAGCCGUGGGGGAUGGAUGUGAAUGGGCAGAGGCAUGAGGUUAAUUAUUGGCCCGGGGAGAGUAAGUCGGGGAUGUUUGGAGGAAACUCGAACUGGAGGGGUCCAAUUUGGCUCGCGGUCAACUUCCUCCUCAUUGAGUCCCUGCAACGUUUCCACCAGUACUACGGUGACGAUCUCCAGGUAGAGUGUCCCACCGGCUCUGGAGACUUCAUGAACCUCGCGAACGUCGCUGAGGAGAUCCAGCAUCGGAUCAUACAUAUCUUUGGGCGCGAUGUGGGUGGGAGGAGGGCGUCGAAUGGGGGAAAUCAGAGGCUGGAUUUCGAUCCGCACUUUAGGGAUUAUGUGUGGUUUUAUGAGUAUUUCCACGGGGACGAUGGCCGUGGGCUGGGCGCGUCGCAUCAGACGGGAUGGUCGGGUCUCGUCGCGCAUCAUAUUCUGCAGAGCGGAGCGAGCUGUCGGUUGCCAAAGACGCCAAGGACUCCCCGGUCGAUGGCGCACCACUACUUUGACGAGACGAUCGAUUCACAAUCGGAGUAUGGGGAUGAGGUGCAGUCGCUCAUGAGCGCGUAUAGUACCGCGGACGCGAAUACGCUGGGCGACCUUUCGCCCGAUGCGUUGUAG